Messenger RNA from Phoenix dactylifera (date palm), 1525 nucleotides. Its product is annotated as anthocyanidin 3-O-glucosyltransferase 7-like. NCBI's taxonomy places the organism in Eukaryota, Viridiplantae, Streptophyta, Magnoliopsida, Arecales, Arecaceae. Gene Ontology annotation, molecular function: UDP-glucosyltransferase activity. The record is from RefSeq and is a predicted model, not a curated record.
ACUCCCCCUAACGGGCGCGCUCCACAGCAAAUCGUGUGUCUUCCGCCAUGCGGUCCGACGAACGCCGUUGGCUUGACGCCCCGCACGUGGCGCUCCUCGCCUUCCCCUUUGGCACCCACGCUGCCCCGCUCUUCUCCCUCGCCCGCGCCCUCGCCGCCGCCGCCCCCGGCGCCGCCUUCUCCUUCUUCAACUCUGCCCGGUCCAACGCCUCCAUCGCUCGCUCCACUGCGGCCGCCGGCCCGGCCCCGGAGAACCUCCGGGUCUACGAUGUCGCCGAUGGGUGCCCGACGGGCUACGAGAUCCCCGCCGACGACCCGGAAGAGGAGGUGCGGGUGUUCCUGGGGUUGACGCCGGCGAACUUUCGGGAGAAGAUGGCGGCGGCGGACGGCGGACGGAAGGUCAGCUGCUUGAUGAGCGACGCGUUCCUUUGGUUCGCGGAGGAGAUGGCGGAGGAGAUGGGGGUGCCGUGGGUCCCGCUCUGGACUGGAGGACCCGCAAGCCUCGCGGCCCACCUCCACACCGAUCUCCUCCGCCUGACGAUCGGAGCAGGGAAGCAAGAUGUACCCGCCCGGGCGGACGAACACCUAAACUUCGUCCCAGGCCUCUCCUCCCUGCGGGUCCGAGACCUCCCGGAAGGCGUCGUCUUCGGCAACCUCAACUCUGAAUUCUCACGCCUCCUCCAUAGGAUGGCCGACAAGCUUCCCCGCGCUGCUGCCGUCGCCCUAAACACCUUCGCCGGCCUCGACCCCGCCCUCGACGUCGAGUUCGCGGCCCGGUUCAACACCUCCCUUCCGAUCGGCCCCCUCAACCUCCUCGCCCCCAGCCCGCCCGAACCGGACCGCCACGCCUGCCUCCCCUGGCUCGACCGCCAAGCCCCCUCCUCCGUGGCCUACGUCAGCUUUGGCACUGUCAUAUCUUUGCCGACGGCGGAGCUGGCGGAGCUGGCGGCGGGCCUCGAGGCCAGCGGCGCGCCCUUCCUCUGGUCCUUGAAGGACGAGUGCAAGGAGCGGCUCCCGGUCGGGUUCCUAGACCGGACCGGCUCUCGGGGGCUCCUGGUGCCGUGGGCCCCGCAGGUGGAGGUGUUGGGACACGUGGCUGUCGGGGCGUUUGUGACGCACUGCGGGUGGAACUCCGUGGUGGAGAGCCUCGAGGGCGGGGUGCCCAUGCUGUGCCGGCCUUUCCUCGGGGAUCAGCGGAUCAACGCACGUGUGGUGUCGCACGUGUGGAAGAUCGGGAUCGGCUUCGAGGGCGGCACUCUCACGUGCAGUGGGGUGGAGGAGGCUCUUGACGUGAUUCUGAAGACGGAGGAAGGAAAGAGAAUGAGGGAGCGAGCGGGCAAGCUAAGAAACAAAGCAGUUCGGGCGAUCGAUCAGGAUGGAAGCUCGGUCCAGAAUUUCAAGGCUCUUGUAAGGAUUGCCACAGGCAAUUAGGGGAGUUUGUUUUGGGACCCAUUUGGCAGGAAUUUUGACAGUAGAAUUUUCAGAAGUAAAAUUUUUAUAUGAAGCUAUUUGUUGUUUGAUAACUA